UCUCCUUACCCUGCUGUUGUUCUGUUUAUAUAUAUCCUUAGCCAACUAAGUCUGAAAGCCAUGUGUAGUAUUUUCUCAAUUAGAGCUUUUUUUGCUGUUUAUUAAUGGCUGAAUUUGAUGGUCAUCCCUAUUACAGCUGCAUAAAUUGUAGAAACCCUGUUGCUUUGCGUUUUGAUCUUCUUUCCAAAAGCUUUCAUGGAAAAACCGGACCGGCAUAUUUCUUCUCUCGUGCAAUGAACAUCACAGUGGGGAGAAAGGAGGAGAGGAAGCUCAUCACGGGAGCUUAUACGGUUGCCGAUAUCUAUUGCAGCAACUGUGGAGAGGUACUCGGUUGGAAGUACAUCAGAGCUUAUGAGAUCAAACAGAAGUUCAAAGAAGGAAGGUUCAUCAUUGAGAGAGCCAAGAUUGUCAAGGAAUACUAGCUUUUACUAUUUAAGCCCCCCAUCCUACAUGUUUCAAUAACAAUUCCUUUUAUGUGAGCUUCUAUAAAUAUAAUUGUAGCUUAUAUGUAUUCCUUCUAUAUGCAAAUGUCUGCAAACUUUGUCGGAUGUUUAUAUCGCUUUGAAAUUAUGGCAUUGCAGAACAAAUUAUGUUUUUAUGUUAAUGCCCCUUAUUUUGUCCUAAAAAAUUGGAAGGAGAUUUGAUAAUGUGUC
Messenger RNA from Ziziphus jujuba (common jujube), 653 nucleotides. Its product is annotated as protein yippee-like At4g27745. The record is from RefSeq and is a predicted model, not a curated record. NCBI's taxonomy places the organism in Eukaryota, Viridiplantae, Streptophyta, Magnoliopsida, Rosales, Rhamnaceae. The transcript is spliced from 2 exons. Bases 105 to 422 code for a protein of 105 amino acids.